UUGUCUCUCCAUGGCGGUGCCCCUGCAACUUCCUUCCAGUCAAAGUCUCCUCGAUUCUCCCCUUUAUUAGGGUUUCAGUUUCAGUUUCAGUUUCCCUGCACAUUAUAUUGCAAAUUCAUUGGAAAAUCUGUGGACGACGCUACACCGCAAUUCUUGAAUAUUCAACUAUGGUGAAGAAAUCGACGGAGAAUGGUGGAUUACUGAUUCCGCCAUUUUUGCUGAAAUGUUAUGAGAUGGUCGAUGAUCCUUCCACCGAUGCUUUGAUUUCAUGGAGUCUAGCUAAUGAUAGCUUCAUAGUGUGGAAUGAAGCGGAAUUUACUUCUGAAUUGCUUCCUAGAUAUUUCAAGCACAAUACCUUUGCCAGCUUCCAACGCCAACUCAAUAUCUACGGAUUUAGAAAAAAUGAUACAGAUAGAUGGGAAUUCGCGAACGACGGAUUCAUCAAAGACCAAAAGCAUUUGCUGAUGUCAAUCAACAGGAAGAAAGCAUCACCGGUGACUGCUCAGCAAAACGUUACUAAGCCAAAGAUGAUAAAUGUCAGUGCCAAUGAAGGAAACAAGUAUGCCGGCCUAUGGAAGGAAGUCGAGAGUCUAAAGACUGAUAAGAAUACGUUGAUGCAGGAGCUCGUAAAACAGAGGCAACACCAGAAAACUUCACAAGCCAAGAUGUUGGUUCUUCGAGAACAACUUAAAGGAAUGGAACAAAACCAGCAACAAAUGCUGUCAUUUAUAGUUGUAGCCAUGCAAAGCCCUGGUUUUUUGGCUAAACCAAUAGAAAAUAACAGGCUCAAGUCUGAACCCAUUAGCAAGACCAUACUAAAACCGAACGAACCAAUAGGUCUACCUUGCGAAGGUGCAAUUGUGAAAUAUCAGCCACCAUCUGAAGAACCUGACUCAAAUUCUCAAGAUUCUGUCGAAUUGGAUCUUACUUCUGAUGAAGUUGAAGAUCUUUUUGAGAAUAUGGAUCUUAUGUCUGGAUUGCCAUUGAACGAAAGGACGGUUUCGACGGAAAACUAUGAUCCCUUUAUCUUUCACGAUCUGUCUGAUGGUGAUAAUAUGUUGGAUCAGCUGUUAUCAUUCUCAGAGAAUAAGACCACCAAGCUUCACAGUGAUAAUCUCACCAGCACUGGAUAUGGUUCUGAUGGAAUUGGUUCUCUUGGUUCCAUUUUUUGAUGGAAUGAUUUGAGAAAUAUCCGACUACGAUGUUGAGAUCGCCAAACAACGGGAUUUAUAAUUUCCUGAAAGAAAGAUGACGGAUAUCGUUUUCCGCUAGAGAGAGUCAUGAUGCUUUAUGAUCCAACUCAAUUGCUUCUUCUAUCUUUGGUAUUGAAAUUAAUCUUGCACUAUUCAGCUCUUGAUAUUCAUCUGGGCAAGGUUUUCUUUCUUCAGCUUCUUUUUCUUGCCAAUUUAGGGGAUGUUACAAAACACUUUUGGCUUGAUCUUACUGGGUAAAUAAAUACUUAAUGCUUCUUAUUGGGUAAGAGAAGCUUUAUGUAGUCAGAUAUGAUGGUCUUUACCAACGAUUUUAGAGACCGAGAAUCUUAUCCGAUGCAUCACUGUCCAUCAUCUGAAGAAAAAUCGAGGGUAAAUUUGCUUUUCUUGAAUCAGAAUUUCUUAACGAGUAUAGGUUAUGAUUGCUAUUUCAAAAAGGUACAUUUCCCCUCAUGCAUAGAAGGGGUUUGCAACAUUUAAGUGGUUUUUUCUUUUGUAAUGCCAAACACUUACCAGUAAGAUUUAACACCA
Cynara cardunculus var. scolymus (artichoke) is the source of this 1742-nucleotide messenger RNA. RefSeq names its product heat stress transcription factor A-1-like. The coding region runs from base 168 to 1172 and encodes 334 amino acids. Gene Ontology annotation, biological process: regulation of transcription by RNA polymerase II. Lineage: Eukaryota; Viridiplantae; Streptophyta; Magnoliopsida; Asterales; Asteraceae. Gene Ontology annotation, cellular component: nucleus. The record is from RefSeq and is a predicted model, not a curated record. The transcript is spliced from 3 exons. Gene Ontology annotation, molecular function: DNA-binding transcription factor activity; RNA polymerase II cis-regulatory region sequence-specific DNA binding.